AACAAGCCAGCAUGACCGGAGAUUAAUUAUUCAAGGACUGCCAGCCACAGGGGGAGUCACCUGAUAGUACGGACAAUAUUACAACCUGAUAUCAGGUGAAACGGUGGCUUCGUGUUCUUUCCUCCUCCCUUUUGCUGCAUUUUGGUGCUACUUUAACUGAAGACUUGAAAGACAACUUUCACAAAGACAGCUACAAGUGGAAUUUCUUUUCAGCUUUGAGUAUUUGUUCAAUCUGUUAACACUUUCUCCGCUUUUUUUUUUGGUUGCCAAUGCUUGUCCCUAACAAACAGUUGGGCCUUGGUCGCUCCCACAGUUGGGACACAUUAGGGGGGCAUGAGGGUCAAUGGGAGAGGUCUGAGAGUGUCUACGAGCAGCAGGCAAGAUUAGCCAGCCGUCGGGGCUCUCUGUCAUACGGAGAGGGAGCAGGGUGGUUAGAGCUUCCACCAGGAGUGCGUCCCUCUGACCUGGAUUUGAAACGCGAGCCAUAUUCCUACCAAGACUCUCUGUACGCACAGGUUUACGAGCGACAGGACCCACGGGGACUGAGGAAGGGCUCUGCACCUGAUCUUAACAACUACGAACGAGCACAAAUGGCUCGCAGAGGAUCCAUUCCACAUCAGGAUUACUAUUCCCAUGACCCGGCCAUGACUCCUCGGCCACCUGAGGGCUUUUACCGGCCAGAACACCAGCCUCAGCCGCCUCACCCUCACCCACUUAGUAGAUCAGGCUCUCAUUAUGGAAUGGCACCUGUGGCUCGCGCUGGGUGGGAUCAAGGUCAGGUCGGGAGAGCUGGACCUCCAGCCCCUGCAUCACCCCUACCUCCUCCUCCACCUCCUCCAACAGCUCAUGAGAUGAGUCGGGCUUAUAGGGAAUCUGCUGUAACUGCCGCCAAAAUGACACAAGAUGGCCAGCGCGUUCCUUCUCGCGAGCCAUCUCCUUCUCAUUAUGGUAUGGAGCAUGCAUCUCCUCGCUAUGCCAGUGAGCCUCCACCCAUUGCGGGUCAGUCUGUCUAUACUGAUGUUAAUGGCCAGCCAUUGGAUCCGCAGCAGCAGGCUGCUACCUGUCUAGUAGUAGAUCCUACCAGUCAAGUUGUGAUGAUGAGGCAAGAGACCGCUUCACCGUACACUGCCCAACAGCAGCAAUUACAGCAACAUCAACAAAUACAACAGCAACAAUUACAGCAGCAGCAACUUCAACAGCAACAAAUACAACAACAGCAGUUACAGCAGCAGCAACUUCAGCAGCAGCAACUUCAACAGCAGCAACUUCAACAUCAACAACUUCAACAGCAACAAUUACAACAGCAACAGCUUCAACAACAGCAGCUACAGCAACAGCAACUUCAACAAGAUCAGUUGCAGCAGCAUAUGCAACAGCAACCCCUGCAACCUCCGCCUACCAUGCCCCUCUCCGACCCUAGCCUUUCUAUGACAGCUCCACUUCCCGCUCCACCGAUCCCAAUGCAUCCCGUAGCAGUUGCUCCAGCUGCAUCUGUCCUUGUGCAGGCUCCCCAAACUUCAGUUCCUCCUCCCCUGAGCACUCCACUUCAUGCUCUUCCUCCCCAAACUGCCCCACAGAUGCCUUUGCCGGUGGACCCCAAGAAGAGCGUCGAUCCUGAGUUCCUUGCCCUGCUGCGAAACGAAGGCAUCUCAGAGAGCACCAUCUCCUCAAUUAUCCAACAGGGAUUCGACUCCACUAGUAUGUUAGCUGUUAUGGAGGACAACGAUGUCCGUACUGUUGCCCCCAACCUCGGCCAGGCUCGCGUUCUGUCUCGUGUAGUCCAGAACUGCAAGCGGCCCCAUGAAGUGACACCAGCCCCAUCCCAACCUCAGACCCCAAUGCGAGCCCGCUCUAAUAGCUUCAGCCAUCGCUCAGAUAUCUACCACCAGCUACCGCACCACCAUCAAACCCACCCUGCACAGGCUUUAAAUGUGGAUGCUCACAUGAUACCCCCACAGACCCCUGGGGCCAUGCAGACCAUCUCUCCAAGGAUGGGAGAAGUAAUGGGUAGGAGGCCCAACAGUGCCCCUUCUCAGCACCUCAUGGAAGCUUCUGGAGGCUACCAAGGCCAACCCCCUCGCUCCCCGGGGCCGUAUGCUGGGGCGCUAAUGCCUGUUCAAUCAAGACCCAUGUCCGCCUACUCUUCUGGGAUGCCCAUGCAUGGUAUGCAGAUAAUGCCACAGCAAAUGACUGGGUCAAUGCCUGCCAUGCCUGGGUCUAUGCACUCCAUGUCAGGUAUGCCACAGCAUAUGCCCGUGUCCAUGCCAGCUUUACAACAGCCACCACAGCAGGUUCCAAAAGCUUACUCUACAAAUUAUACAGUGCCCAUGGAGCUGAUGAAGAGGGACAGGAAUGUAAUGCCAUUAUCACCCAUGCACAGCCCUCACCCCAGUCCUCAGAUGAUGCGUAAGGGUGGGGGUAAUGUACAGGACAAUGCCCUUGUUUCUAUGGGACCACCAGGUCAAGGACAAGUUGCCCUGGCUGCUAACCAGAAGCUAAGUCGACGCACGGGUCCACCAGUCAUCGUGUCCACUAUGGCUUCUCCAGAAACAAGUAUUCGGCCCCAGAUUAUGAAUGGGCCUAUGCACCCGCGCCCCCUGGUGGCGCUGCUGGAUGGGCGCGAUUGCACCGUGGAGAUGCCCAUCCUCAAAGAUCUGGCCACCGUGGCUUUCUGUGACGCACAGUCCACACAGGAGAUACAUGAAAAGGUGCUGAAUGAGGCCGUGGGAGCCAUGAUGUACCACACCAUUACCUUGACCAGAGAGGACCUGGAGAAGUUCAAGGCGUUGCGCAUCAUCAUCCGCAUCGGCAGCGGCUACGACAACAUCGACAUCAAGGCUGCCGGGGACCUGGGCAUCGCAGUGUGUAAUAUCCCCUCGGCGGCUGUAGAAGAGACAGCAGACUCAACACUUUGUCACAUCCUCAACCUGUACCGGCGAAACACCUGGCUGUACCAGGCUCUCCGGGAGGGCACGCGGGUCCAGAGCGUGGAGCAGAUCCGGGAGGUGGCGUCGGGGGCGGCCCGCAUCCGAGGAGAGACGCUGGGCCUCAUCGGAUUUGGUCGCUCGGGCCAGGCGGUGGCGAUACGGGCGAAGGCGUUCGGCUUCAACGUGAUCUUCUACGAUCCUUACCUCCAGGACGGCCUGGAGCGCUCGCUUGGUGUUCAGCGGGUCUACACGCUGCAGGAUCUGCUCUACCAGAGCGACUGCGUCUCCCUGCACUGCAACCUGAACGAACACAACCACCACCUCAUCAACGACUUCACCAUCAAACAGAUGCGUCAAGGUGCUUUCCUGGUCAACUCGGCACGGGGAGGUCUGGUGGAUGAGAAAGCUUUAGCUCAGGCCCUGAAGGAAGGUCGGAUACGGGGAGCCGCCUUGGACGUCCACGAGACGGAACCUUUCAGUUUUUCCCAAGGUCCUCUGAAGGACGCGCCCAACUUGAUCUGCACCCCCCACACUGCCUGGUACAGCGAACAGGCGUCACUGGAGAUGAGAGAGGCAGCGGCCACAGAAAUACGCAGAGCCAUCACUGGCCGUAUUCCCGACAGCCUCCGAAACUGCGUCAACAAAGAGUUCUUUGUCACUUCGGCACCCUGGGGAAUGAUGGAGCAGCAGCAGCAGCCUCAAAUUCACCCUGAGAUGAACGGUGCCGCCUACAGCCGAAUGAACCAAACGAUGGUACAGGCCAUAGCAACGGGGGGAAUGCAGGACAAAUUAUAUACCUAAUUCUCAACCAGAUUCCCUCCUGGUGUGGUGGGCGUGGCCCCCGGCGGGAUUCCCGGACCGAUGGAGGGGUUGGUGCCUGGGGGAGUGCCCAUUGCCCACACCCUGCCCCCCGGUACCCAUCCGUCACAGGCCCCCUCCCCCAACCAACCCUCCAAACAUGGCGACCCCAUGAGAGAGCACAUGACUGAGCCUUAGGACUGCUGCUGCUGAUACCGAGCAGGGGGCUAAAACCAACUUGAACAAAAAAAAAAGAAAUCCAGCACCCCCACCAACCGAAACCAUCCGACUGUAUGCUUGACUUCAGCCAUCUGAACCUACCAGCAGACUGCAGCCGGGCAACGUUUCACACGUCUCCUUUUGUAUGAAAGCCCCAGUGAGGACAGUGGAUAUACACGGUGGUUACUACACACCUGAGCUGCCACACUGAGAUGGGACUGACCGUCAACCUCAUGCAGAUCUGAGACCUCUCCUCCCCCAUCUGUUUCUGUUCUUCGUUGAUUUAAGUGAUAUUUUCCGUUUUUAAUCUUUAUUUCUGAGUAUAUUUUAGGGGAGAAUCCUCCUGAUUUCUGGGACAUGUUGACAUUUCCACAUGCAAGAUGGAAAUCUGACCCCGCCUCCUCCCCCGGUUUAAAGGACAAACUUGAAGCGACAGUGACUUCAUAAACGAUCCCCCUUAUUCCUGAGUUUCCCCCGUUUCGGCGCAAACAUGUCUUGUGUUUUUUUGCUUUUUUACUUUCCUCUGUUUACCCUAUAUUCUGUGUUUAUGUUGCAAGUGAAUAUCUGUUUUUCUGUUCUUCUGUGUGUGAAAAUGAAUGAAUUUACAGUUACACGUAUGUUUAGCAGGCCAACAGCAGAAUCUGCCGUCUCCAUCAGAAAUCUGGACUCCAUCUUUGCUUUUUCCCCCCUAAUCAUUGUGGCUGGUGGCCCCUGAAUGUAGAGCCGAGAUGAGUGCCAGGACAUGUGGUUUCCAGUUCCAGAAAGAAUAUUUGAGCUUAUGAGGUAAAAAAAAAAAAAUGACCCUUUGAAACCAAAAAAGGAAAAAAAUCAGACUGCCAUUUGUGGUUAGAUAUUGUACGUUGAGUGAUAAACAUCAGUUACAUUUAGCUGUGGUCAUUUUCAAACGCUGCUGAACUGAGGUACCUACGAUAUUUGCCAUGAACGGUGUCCCAAAUAUCUGCAUCCAAAGGACCUACAGUAUAUUACAGCUCCAGUUAGCGAGGUAGGGAAAACAAAAACAGCUUACUGACUCAGGAAAUAAAAAAUCUGUCCAAAUCAGAAUUUAAAAACAACUGGAUUAUUGCUUUUCAUUACUCCACCUCUUUCAACGUUGUGGUAUUUUUUUUAAUAUAUCAAAUGUAUGUUUUUUGAUGUUCAAGGUUUUCUGUCCUGUUAGAUUUGUAUUGCCUUGUUAAAUGUUCUUAUAAUCAUAGUCCGAUGUGAGCGACCACACCCUCUCCUCCUAUAGUUUCUUCCUCUUUGUUUUUCUGCUCUAAUGAAAGCCAGCUGCGGCUCUCCGAGGCAGCAGCGUCCUCUGUGAACAACAGCCGCCACAUCCAUCCCUUUUAGCCCCGUGACGUUAGCAAGAGACGGCUGCUAGCAGAUUGUUUGGUUUUUAGUGUGAGUAUUUGUAUUUGUUUCUUGUACAAGGUGAACAUAUAGCAUACAGUGCAGCUGGAAACAAUAAAUAAAAUGUACUGUUCUGAUUGAU
Eleginops maclovinus (Patagonian blennie) is the source of this 5436-nucleotide messenger RNA. It is a transcript of the gene ctbp2a, whose product is annotated as C-terminal binding protein 2a. The transcript is spliced from 10 exons. Gene Ontology annotation, biological process: regulation of transcription by RNA polymerase II. NCBI's taxonomy places the organism in Eukaryota, Metazoa, Chordata, Actinopteri, Perciformes, Eleginopidae. The record is from RefSeq and is a predicted model, not a curated record. Gene Ontology annotation, cellular component: nucleus. Gene Ontology annotation, molecular function: NAD binding; DNA-binding transcription factor binding; transcription coactivator activity. The coding region runs from base 270 to 3728 and encodes 1152 amino acids.